CACUGCAGUUUUACUAAGCGGAGAAGGACCAUUGAAAGUGAAGAGAAGGACAAAAGCUAAAGCAGUAGCUGGAACAUUUAUUCACUGUAUGUAUUGUCAAGGUAUGUACAUUCGAAAGGAACUGUGGAGACAUGUCCGCCGAUGCCCCUGUAAACCAGAAAAUAUGGAUCUUGAAAAACCACCUGGAAGAACCAAAGUGCUUGGUUUAGCUUUGGCUAAUGAGUCUGCAUUCUGUCAGCAGAUCUCAAGUGGAGUUUGGAAGCUCAUUAACACCAUGAAGCAGGAUGAUGUUGCCUCAGUUGUAAGAAAUGACUUGUCUAUUAUUCAGUUGGCCCAAUCGCUCUACAACAGACAUGGACAGGAUCCCACAAAGUAUGAAUACAUGAGACAGAAGCUUCGUGAACUUGGACGUUUGUUGCUAUGUCUGCAAACACAAUUCUCAAUACGUAAUCUAGAGGAAGCUGUGAAACCUGCUAAUUUCCAGAGGCUUGUGCAAGCAGUAAAGAUUGUGUCAGGGUUUGAUGAAGAGAAACUGUCAUACCAAACACCAAGCCUUGCCCUGAAACUGGGACAUUCAUUGCACAAAAUCUGUGACAUAAUCCACUGCCGUGCACUUACGUCAGACAAUGCUGAACUGAUCAAAUCAACUGAGACUUUCCAAAAACUGUACUCAUCCAAGUGGUCUGAGAUGGUGUCUCAUUCAGCCUUGAACACUCUGAGUCAUGCCAAGUACAAUAAACCCUCAACAUUACCCUUCAC
This is a messenger RNA of Austrofundulus limnaeus, 759 nucleotides long. RefSeq lists its product as uncharacterized. The record is from RefSeq and is a predicted model, not a curated record. Lineage: Eukaryota; Metazoa; Chordata; Actinopteri; Cyprinodontiformes; Rivulidae.